UAAAGAACCAACCGCAAACUAAGUUGAAGACAACGGCAGCGGGGACGCUCUCCGCGGUCCGCAGACAGCGCAGAUGCGCACGAAGAGCGUGCGAGCGCCCGUUGACGCCUGCAGCACGUGACCAUCCGCUCAGCCAAUCCCAGGACUCAUAACUAGAUGCGUAACUGUUAACUGGUUAAAUCUCCUCCUUCCGUGUUGCUUUUCUUCUGCUGCCGCUAGUCCGUGGGGGCCGGCCCCCCAUUUGAAACCAUAAAGAAGAAACUGACAAGUUCCGUCGCAGCCGAACGCGACAGUCAAGUCGUCGUUCGGGGCGGUGUGUGCGACGAAUCUGUAACAACUUCGCUCCUGUUCACUGGUUCAACAGUACCACUUCCAGCGUCUGUUGGUCGCAGCUUAGCGCAUCUGAGGCGUUUCGGAGAUGGCCCAGGCAGCCGCGAUUGGAUUGCAGCCGUUGGGCGCCGAUUUAAAGCACUGUGUUGGAAGUUGUCUGGGGAACUACGAGCUCCUCGACCAAAUAGGCAAGGGCAGCUUCAGCGUGGUGUACAAGGCUCGAACUACUCAAGACGGCACACUUGUGGCCGUUAAGAAAGUUAAGGUGAAAGAAAUGCGUGACGAAAAGGCCAAAAGUGACUGCGUGAAGGAAGUAGCCCUUCUUCAGAAGCUAGACCAUCCGCACGUCAUAAAAUAUCACACCUCCUUCAUUGUGAAUGGGGAACUCAACAUUGUACUUGAGCUGGCGGAUGGGGGUGACCUGGCAAAGUUUAUAAAGUGUUUCAGGCAGCAUGGUAAGCUGGUUCCCGAGCCAACCAUCUGGAGGUACUUCUCACAGGUGUGUGCCGCCCUCAAGCACAUGCACAUGAAGAGGAUAAUGCACAGAGAUGUGAAACCAGCCAACGUGUUCAUCACUAGUGAUGGUAGGAUCAAGUUGGGAGACCUGGGCUUGGGACGCUUCUUCAAUCCCAGCAGUGUUGCUGCCAACUCUUUUGUGGGAACGCCGUACUACAUGUCACCUGAGCGGGUUCAACAGCUGGAGUACGACUUUCGUUCCGACGUAUGGUCGGCCGGUUGCCUUCUCUAUGAGAUGGCAGCUCUACAGUCCCCAUUUGCCAAUGAUUUCAAGAACCUUUACUCUCUUGUGAAGAAGGUUGUGGCAAGCGAAUACCCGCCUAUUCCAAGCAACCUCUACUCGGAUGAGCUACGUGCCCUGGUUGCCGUCUGCAUGGAUCCAAACCCCAUGAAGCGGCGGGAUAUAAGCUACGCUUGCACCGUGGCCACACAAAUGUACGAGCGCUUUGUGAGGGCAUCUGCAUGCAAGGCAAAAGCACUGGCCUCUACAUGACGUGGUGAUCUAUCUCCUUGACUGGCAGCAGCACAAGUCUUUUACACUGUACAUGCAUGUUUCGUGUGUGUGUGUACACAAUAAGCUUGUCAAUGGAAUUUGCUCGAUUAACUGGUAUCAGAAAGGGCACAGUGAAGGGAAGAUGGCAUGCUGGAGAUUGUUUCAGUGCUGUCUUUGUGAUGAAAUGUGUUAUGGCUAGAAGCUGGAUCUUUAGUCACUAAGAAGCGACUGCAGUGCCUUGCAGCACGAUGCUGUAGGGGUAACUGUUUCUUCUGAAAACAUGUAAGAGAACACAGAGUGGUGCUAUCUUGGUGCGCCAUUUUUGAGAUAUUCAGGAAUUGCAUUACGAUAUGACAAAGGAUAGGUUUUCUGGCAUGAAACAUUUUUAGAAGAAAAUAGAGCCAUCACAUACAGUGCACAUUGUGGAUCUCCGUUGUCCGGCACCUAGUAGUGUUCCAAUUUAAUAAAGAUGACCUUCACUUGUUCAGCCAGUGAAACAACCAGCCUGCUAGUGCCCUUCAUAUAAACCGAGACAAUGCAUGUGAAAAGUAGAUUCAACUACACAAGUUUUUGGGAGAAUGACGCCAUGAAAAAGCAGUGUUUUCUUGCAGCCUGGGCACGUAGCCGGAACACACAUGCCACGUAAAUGGUAAGCGUCGCAAUUCCAGGCAACACGCCUAGGCCACGACAAAAUUGUUUUUUGCAGUUUCAUCCAUUUUCUUUGCUAACAAAUGGUCCCGCACUCUUAUUUUUUUCCUGGCUAUGUGUAAGAUACAAAUUUUUUUUAUGCUUGCUAUUCGGUUGAUAAGUUGUAAUGGUUUGUGCCAUACUAUGUCUCUUUCCUGAGUACAGAAAUCUACUUUGUUACUCUAAAAUUGCACCAUGCCAUUUUGAAGCUUAUGUUCAAACACCAAGGGCUGCUAUACACAAAGGUGGCAGACGCUGGUGAGACUACCAAGUGCUGUUCUUAAAAGCAAAUUGUGUAGCACCGAGUACUUGCCUGCUGUAAAGACAUGUAACUGCUGGCAGCUUGGUUUUGCUACUGGUUAUAACAGAAAUACUUUUGCUUUAGUAUUGUCGGAACUUUCUGAGAUGUCAUUUUUCAGUUGUAUGAGUUGUGCAUUUCAUUCACUGUGCCCUUGUUCAAUCUGGUGCUAGCAUUCCUAGUCACUAUAAUAGGGAACGGCUGCUACAUAGUUUACUCCCUGAGCGCAUUUAAUUAAAUCGGGGGGUGUUGCACCAUGCACUAAAACAGUCCAGAGCUGCUGAAGUGGUGUUGCACUGGGCCAUUUGCUGCAAAUUCGUAGUAAUAAACUGAGUGGUGAGGGCUGGCAAGAGAAGUGCAUUGAGCACUACACGUGCUCAAUGAAUAAACAUGUGUCUUUUGGAGACCUCUCACAAAGAGGCUUCUCUUUUGGAUAGAUUUCUUUGAGGGGAGGGAUUCAGAAACGAUAGAUGCCAUUUUUUAGCAGUGCAUGUUUCUUCUUCUAUUUCGACACAUUUCAGAGCCAGCAUAUUCUCUGCGAUUGGGAGUAAGCAUUAGCAAACAAAAGUUAGCUAUGCUUGAUAGCUACAUGAGAAAUGUUAAGUGAAAAUGGUUCAAAAAUAGACAGAACACAGAUGUCUUCAAGCCUCAUGUGCUUAAGGAAGCAUGGGAAAGGAAAUGACACCAUGUUAUGACUGGAAGCUAAGCUUGCUAAAUGUGUUUCAUGUUAGCACCGAGUCCCCCACUAUGAACCUUGUGUUGAGCGUCAGGAAGUCAUGCAAGACCUUUGUUUUAGUGUGUACAUUUAAUACUAGUUUGCUCGCACAAAAAUGCAUUGCAAGUUGGUGUCGAAAAGUGUUAACCUGUGAUGGUGUAGCCACCAGCAUAGUGGUGAUUGUGAUCCCCAGUAUUAAAAUAUUAUUUUCUCAUGCUAAUACGACAAGGUCACUUGAUUGGCAGGAAAUGUCACAUCAGCGCCCGAUUUAGAAAAUAUAUCACUGCACAACAACAUUUAUGCUACAGCCGGCAGUUUCAGUGCAUGCUUGCAACACCUCCUGAAUAUAUGAAAGUGUUUAUUUGCAUUUGCUGCAGGGGCCAUGCCCUGCAGAUUUGUUACAAUGGCGUGGUCACAUUUAUACUUGUGAUGAACUGAAUGUAUUUGCCACCUGCCUACCAAAUACCAGAUAAUUGUUUGCUCAAGUCAGCUGUUAUGAUACUAUGCCGUGAAUUUAUAUUGUGUAUGAUAUAUUAAUGCAAGUCAGAUUGAAGAAGCCUUUAAACAGCACAUAUAUUUUUUGAAGUAUACAUUUUUCUUGUGCGCACAUGUCGAUUGUGUGUUUUUAAGGAGGCUGUACCUGCUUGAGGAAGUCACGGGAGCAUGUACAACUGUUCAGCAGCUCUUUAUCGACAGUGACAUUAUAGAAUAUAUUUUCUGGAAGUUUAUGAAUAAAGUGUUUUACAUACA
Dermacentor silvarum is the source of this 3789-nucleotide messenger RNA. Its product is annotated as serine/threonine-protein kinase Nek7-like. Gene Ontology annotation, biological process: protein phosphorylation. NCBI's taxonomy places the organism in Eukaryota, Metazoa, Arthropoda, Arachnida, Ixodida, Ixodidae. The coding region runs from base 419 to 1339 and encodes 306 amino acids. The transcript has 8 exons. The record is from RefSeq and is a predicted model, not a curated record. Gene Ontology annotation, molecular function: ATP binding; protein kinase activity.